AUGGCCACGGCAUCGGCGUGUGUGCGGGUGGCUUCUCCGUUCAUGGGCCCACCUCUCCGGCAUCCCUGCCACGUUAUCUCAGCGAGGCGGGGACCCAGGAAGGCCGGGCUGGUCGUCACGGCGGCCGCCGCGGCCGGCGGUGGGUCGCCGCGCACUGUGCUCGUCACCACCGCCGGCGGCCGAACAGGCCAAAUUGUGUACAAGAAGUUGAAGGAGAGGGCAGGCCAGUUUGUGGGACGAGGCCUAGUCAGGACAGGAGAGAGCAAGGGCAAAAUCGGAGGCGGUGACGACGUGUUCAUCGGCGACAUAAGAGACCCCGAGAGCAUUGCUCCUGCGAUCGAGGGCAUCGACGCGCUCAUCAUCCUCACCAGCGCGGUCCCGAAAAUGAAGCCGGGGUUUGAUCCUAGCAAAGGGGGCCGCCCUGAGUUUUACUUUGAAGAAGGGAGCUAUCCUGAACAGGUGGAUUGGAUUGGCCAAAAGAAUCAAAUAGAUGCUGCUAAGAACAUUGGUGCAAAGCACAUAGUUUUGGUGGGAUCCAUGGGAGGAACAGACAUCAAUCACCCACUAAACAAGUUAGGAAAUGCGAAUAUACUGGUGUGGAAGCGCAAGGCAGAACAGUACCUAGCGGACUCUGGUCUUCCAUAUACAAUUAUAAGAGCUGGCGGUUUACAAGAUAAAGAUGGUGGCUUGCGAGAGUUGAUUGUUGGGAAGGAUGAUGAGAUCCUGAAAACAGAAACAAGAACUAUUGCCAGGGCCGAUGUUGCAGAAGUUUGCAUACAGGCCUUGCUAUUCGAAGAGGCAAAGUUUAAGGCAUUUGAUCUGGCAUCAAAACCAGAAGGUGAAGGGACGCCAACUACAGACUUUAGCGCACUUUUUGCACAAGUUAAUAGUCGCUUCUAA
Messenger RNA from Miscanthus lutarioriparius, 900 nucleotides. The record is from the annotation of a GenBank genome assembly. Lineage: Eukaryota; Viridiplantae; Streptophyta; Magnoliopsida; Poales; Poaceae.